Messenger RNA from Indicator indicator, 2446 nucleotides. It is a transcript of the gene ARHGEF6, whose product is annotated as Rac/Cdc42 guanine nucleotide exchange factor 6. The coding region runs from base 1 to 2322 and encodes 773 amino acids. Lineage: Eukaryota; Metazoa; Chordata; Aves; Piciformes; Indicatoridae. Gene Ontology annotation, molecular function: protein binding; guanyl-nucleotide exchange factor activity. The record is from RefSeq and is a predicted model, not a curated record. The transcript is spliced from 22 exons. Gene Ontology annotation, biological process: intracellular signal transduction.
AUGAAUCCAGAGGAACAAACUGUAACCUGGCUUAUUUCAUUAGGAGUUUUAAAUUCUCCUAAGAAAAUAGUAGAGGAUCCAGGAGAGUUCCUGAAAACUUCUCUGAGAGAUGGAACUGUGCUUUGUAAACUCAUUAAUCGACUUCUUCCGGGAUCUGCAGAGAAGUAUUGCCUGGAGCCUAAAAAUGAAGCUGAUUGCAUCAGUAACAUCCAAGAGUUCUUGAAAGGCUGUGCAGCCCUUAAAGUGGAGGUGUUUGAUCCGCAGGAUUUGUACAGCGGAGAACACUUCUCCAAGGUCCUGAGUACAUUAACAGCUGUAAAUAAAGCUACUGAAGAUCAGCCAGCACAAGGGCCAUGUUCACGUCUCUCGUCUCUUAGCUCUGCAGCUGGAGGUCCCCACACCGACUCCAACAGCACAGCUUCACAGUCCACGAGGGUGCUGAGGAGGCAGUCCAAGCCUGUGGAGAUGACCGAGAAUGGCAAUCAUCAGCUGGUGGUAAAGGCCAGGUUCAAUUUUAAACAGACCAACGAGGAUGAGCUCUCUGUUAACAAAGGAGACAUUAUUUAUGUCACCAGAGUUGAAGAAGGGGGCUGGUGGGAAGGGACCUUGAAUGGAAAAACAGGCUGGUUCCCAAGCAACUACGUCAGAGAAAUCAAAUCCACUGAUAAACCACUCUCCCCCAAAGCAUUAAAAGGACUUGAAAGCACUCAGCUGACAAAGAAUUAUUACCCUGUGGUGUUGCAAAAUAUUCUGGAAACAGAACGAGAUUAUGCGAAGGAACUACAGUCACUUCUGGGAACUUACUUAAGACCCCUCCAGUCUUAUGAUAAGCUCAGCGCUGUGGACAUCGCAUCACUGCUGGGAAACGUGGAAGAGAUCUCUGCAUUCCAGCAAACCCUCAACCAAGCCUUGGAAGAAGUUGCAAAGCUGCCUGAGAACCAGCAGCGUGUGGGAGGCUGUUUCAUGAACCUGAUGCCCCAGUUCCGCUCCCUGUACCUGACCUACUGUGCCAACCACCCCUCGGCCGUCAGCGUCCUCACACAGCACAGUGAUGAGCUGGAGAAGUUCAUGGAGAGCCAGGGUGCAGCCAACCCAGGCAUCCUCAUCUUAACCACGAGCCUCAGCAAACCCUUCCUGAGGCUGGACAAAUACGUGACACUGCUGCAGGAGCUGGAGCGACACAUGGAGGAGGCGCAUGCAGAUCACGAAGAGGUUCUGAAAGCCAUCACAUCCUUCAAGGCCCUCGUGACACAAUGCCAGGAGCUGAGGAAGAGGAAGCAACUGGAACUGCAGAUCCUUUCCGAAUCCAUCCAGCGCUGGGAAGGAGAGGACAUAAAAACCUUGGGAAAUGUCAUCUACAUGUCCCAGGUUAUGGUACAGUGUGGGGGGAGUGAGGAGAAAGAGGAGCGAUAUUUCUUGUUGUUUUCAAACGUUUUGCUGAUGCUGUCUGCAAGCCCACGGAUGAGUGGCUUCAUCUAUCAGGGAAAGCUGCCUCUGACAGGGAUGACGCUGACAAAGCUGGAGGAUGCUGAAGGGAGCGAGCACAUGUUUGAAAUUGCAGGGAACAUGAUGGAGAGGAUCACUGUGUCCUGCAGCACCAGCCAGGACUUGCACGAGUGGCUUGACCACUUGCAAAGGCUGACCAAGGGGACGUGCAACACCGUGUCCAAAACACAGUCCUGGAGUGUUCACUCGACAUUCAGUUCAGCUGGACAGAUCCGUGGGCCUCUGGAACCCCCCAAAAUCCUUAAGCCCUGGAGCUUGAGCUGCCUCCGUCCUGCUCCUCCACUCAGACCCUCGGCAGCACUGAGUUACAAAGAGAGGAUGUCUUAUAUCUUAAAGGAUUCCAGCAAAAGUCCAAAAACAAUGAAGAAGUUUCUUCCAAAAAGGAAAACUGAGAGGAAACCAUCUGAUGAAGAGUUUGGUUUUCGGAAAAGUACUGCUGCACUGGAAGAAGAUGCUCAGAUCCUGAAGGUGAUUGAAGCGUACUGUACCGGGGCAGGCUUCCAGCAAGCUCUCAGCUCAGGCUCCCGUAAAGACUCCAUCCCCCAAGUCCUCCUUCCUGAGGAAGAGAAAAUCAUCGUAGAGGAAACAAGAAGCAAUGGCCAGACUGUCACAGAGGAAAAGAGCCUCGUUGACACGGUUUAUGCACUGAAAGAUGAAGUCAAAGAACUGAAGCAGGAGAACAAAAGGAUGAAGCAGUGUUUGGAGGAAGAGCUUAAAUCCAGGAAGGACUUGGAGAAGCUGGUUAGAAGGCUGCUGAAGCAGACAGAUGAGUGCAGCAGGGAGGACACAGGGCGCAAGUCGUCCCUCAUCGCCUGAACCCGGGAAGAAGCUGCUGGCAGUGGUGUGUGACCUCAGGUGUUUUUUUUGGGGGGAAGCCUCUUCUUGCUCCUUAUUUUGUUGGUUUGGGGAAUUUAUUACCAAAAAAACCCCAAAAGUCAUA